UAUAUAGAUAGAUAGAUAGAUAGAUAGAUUUCUCUUGUUUCAUUUUUUAUUAUAACUUUUAUUAUAGUUGAUUCCUCCCAACCCAUGGCAUCCUUAUACUUCUAUGAUAUACUUCUCCUUUCCAUUAUGUUGAUAAUAUCCAUUAUUACCAUACUUCUUUACCGGAAAAGGCGCCUUCCUGUUACAAAUUGGCCAUUUUUUGGCAUGGCACCGGACCUCCUACUAAACGCGCAUCGUGUCCAUGAUUAUGCGACUCUUAUCCUCAAAAUUAGUGAUGGUACCUUCAUGUUUAAGGGCCCUUGGUUUGCCAAUAUGGAUAUGCUUGGCACUUGUGACCCAGCCAACAUUCAUCAUAUGCUAAGCAAAAACUUUCCAAACUAUCCCAAGGGCCCCGAGUUUCGCAGCAUGUUUGAUAUUCUUGGAGAUGGCAUUUUCAACUCUGAUCAUGAGUUAUGGGAAAUCCAUAGGAGAACAAUCAUGUCUCUACUUAAACAUCCCAACAUUCCAACAUUGCUUGAAACAAACAUUAGGAACAAAGUCGAGAAUGGACUUCUACCCAUUCUGGAUUUUGUUUCUUCACAUAAUCAAGAGAUGGAUUUGCAAGAAAUAUUUCAGAGGUUCACUUUUGAUGCUAUUUGUGUAUUGCUAUUGAAUUACGACCCUAAAAGCUUGUCCCUUGAAUUACCAUACAUUCCAUGUGAGAAAGCUUUUACGGACGCUGAAGAAGCGCUCUUGUGGAGACAUGUGUUGCCUGAAAAAGUUUGGAAGUUGCAAAAGAGAUUUGGAUUAGGGAAAGAGAAGAAUUUGAGUGAAGCUUGGAAGGCUUUUGAUGAAUUUAUAUAUAAAUGUUUGUCUAGAAAUGAAGUAGUACAAGAGGAUUCAGGGUUGUUAACGUCAUUGAAGAGAGAUUAUGAAGGACAAAGUGGUACUUCAGGAGAUGCAAGAAAGUUCUUAAAAGAUACCAUAUUUAAUCUUAUGAUUGCAGGGAGAGACACUACUAGCACGGGUCUUUCUUGGUUUUUCUACCUACUUACCCAAAAUCCAAGCGUAGAGAAGAAAAUCCAAGAGGAGAUUAAAAAAGUGUUGGCUGCUCGAAGCUGGAAAAGCUUGGGCCUAAAAGAAUUAGGGGGGUUAGUUUACCUUCAUGGAGCUAUAUGCGAAGCAUUAAGAUUGUAUCCGCCUGUUGCUUUGGAGCGCAAGUCUCCAGCGGAGGCGGAUAUCUUGCCAAGUGGUCAUGUUGUUGAUAAGCAUACAAGGAUAAUUCUAUCUUUCUAUUCCAUGGGCAGACAAGAAGCAAUAUGGGGGGAGGAUUGCAUGGAAUUUAAGCCAGAGAGAUGGUUUUCGCAAGGAGGAGGGAUAAAGCAUGAACCAUCUUACAAGUUCACCGCGUUUCAUGCUGGGCCGAGGACAUGUGUAGGUAAGGAAAUGGGUUUGAUUCAGAUGAAAAUGGUGGCGAUUGCGAUAAUAUGCAAUUACCAUGUUGAAUUGGUGGAGGGUCAUCAAGUUUGUCCAAGUGAUUCUAUCAUACUCCAAAUGAAGUAUGGGUUGAAAGUGAGACUUUUCCCUAACAACAUCAACCAAUCUUAGUUUCUCCAAGUUUCCAUUAUAGAUAAUUUCUCUUGCAAAUGCACAAAUGUCGUUGAGUGUCUAUUAUAUGAAAUAAUAUGGUUUUGUGACUCUAUAAUUUACCAUGGUUUUGGUGAAUUAUGUCAUACAACGCAUACGUACUAAUUAUAUAAUGGGAUAUGAUAUAUGUGUGAAACAUACUGGCCGGCCGGUUUUGUAUCACAUCAUGUGAAAUAAAUUUUUGUAUAUAUAUGGUAAAUGUCAUUUUCCU
Messenger RNA from Erigeron canadensis, 1837 nucleotides. RefSeq names its product alkane hydroxylase MAH1-like. The record is from RefSeq and is a predicted model, not a curated record. The transcript has a single exon. Gene Ontology annotation, molecular function: heme binding; iron ion binding; oxidoreductase activity, acting on paired donors, with incorporation or reduction of molecular oxygen. Bases 85 to 1587 code for a protein of 500 amino acids. NCBI's taxonomy places the organism in Eukaryota, Viridiplantae, Streptophyta, Magnoliopsida, Asterales, Asteraceae.